Molecule: messenger RNA, 5913 nt
Organism: Paramisgurnus dabryanus
Lineage: Eukaryota; Metazoa; Chordata; Actinopteri; Cypriniformes; Cobitidae
Gene: nkx1-2a
Product: NK1 transcription factor related 2-like,a
Biological process (GO): regulation of transcription by RNA polymerase II; cell differentiation
Cellular component (GO): nucleus
Molecular function (GO): RNA polymerase II cis-regulatory region sequence-specific DNA binding; DNA-binding transcription factor activity, RNA polymerase II-specific
Source: RefSeq, a predicted model, not a curated record
AACUGCUGCUGUUUGUAGUUUUAAUCUACAUUUAGUAUGGAGAUAUGUAUUAUGUAAUCACAUACAUGUUGCCCUUUUACCACAGUGAUUCUCUGUGGGAUAAGCUUCUCCAACAAAAAGGCCCGGCUCAAAAGCUCAAGGUGAGGGAGCCAUUGAAUGAUUUGGUUGUGCGUGGAAGGGACAAACACAAUCUGUUUCCUCUGCAAAUAGAGAUGAAUUUGGUUCUGCAUCCUUCCACUCCAUCAGCCAUGCCUGACCAGUUCAACCCAGUACCUCUCUCUCUCUUUCUAAACAGCCAUAACCAUUAAUCCCAAACACCCUAUUUAUACUUCCUAAUUGUGAUGAGUAUGAAUUAUCAAUUAUAGUGAGUACCUAAUUGCCCUUCAUAAAGUCAGCCUUCCCUUGGCUUUAAAGAGGGCUGUUUAAAUAAUGUAACUAAUAGCUCUCUUCUUUACAUGGAGAAUAUAUCUUCAUUUUUGAGCGCGCCGAGCGUGAGAGUCGCUCGUAAUUUAAAGGGGCAAUCGAGUAAAGGCAUGCAGGUGGUUCCAGGGGGACUCAUUAAGAUUUAAUGAAUUAUGAUGCGACCUUCUGCGAACAAUGUGCAAUCAAAGCAAACGUUGAGUGACAGAACAUCACAUCGAACGCGGCCCCGAACCUCAAACUCACAUGGAGGAGAUACCGGUGUAAUUAUUUUACAAUAAACAUUAGCGCAUCAACCCUGAAGAGUCUGUGAUCACUCGCUGUUGCAUAACCUCUGUGCUUGUAUUUGAUCUCAGCCAAUGAAGUCUGGCACAUGCGCAUACGUUAAGCAUGUGCAUCUCUAAACACCUGACACGGGACAUAGAUGUGAGUCAUGUCUAGUGUGACAGCAGCCAAUAGAAAUUUACAAUGGACACUGAGUCUUCAUUGCUACUGACAUUGACUGUACAUAGAUAGCCAACGGCAGACGGACAUGAGAUUUCCUUUCACUCACCAUCACUUAUUUUGGACCUGAAGUAUUUGAUAGAAGAAACAAAUUGUUUUUGGUGAUGACUUGGACUUUGGACAUGACUUUACUCGAGAUCUACAAGAUGUUCUUUACAUUUUGUAAGAUGCCUUUUAUUUGGAAAACGGUAAUAAUUUUUCAAAGACUAGGUCACAUAUCGUUCUUCCUGUAGUAUGAAGCUCUAGUUAAAGUAAAGUCGAGUGAACUGACCUUUACCUUAGGGAAAGUGUGUGUGUUUGUUUAAGGGGCGAGGCCGAUGUCCAUGACUGUGUGACAGUGUCCCCUGGUGUAAUUGCCCUUUUUUGCUAUGAUCCAGACCCUUAACAAAUCACUCAGCCACUUUCCACAUCUGCUGCAUGUCAGCAUCUGCCAGAUGCGCUCACCCGUCCCGGACGCUGUCAGCGAGCCUUCAUUACGCCUGCUGCUGAACAGGUAGAACCGUUUGGGCAAUUACCAAACAAUGCUGCCGACCUUGUGCUCGCUUGGUCGUCCUAAAACAUCACUUUCAUAUCAUGCCCAAAAGUUUUUGGGUAAUGCUUUUGGCCAACACUAUUUACAAGGUUCCCACGGGUCCUUGAAAGUUUGUGAAUCUGGGGGGGAAUCAAGGCCCUGGGAAGUUUUUGAAAAUAUACAUACAUGGAUACAGGUCAUUGAAAGGGCUUGAAUCUAUUUUAUGCAAGAAGUUUUCUGGGAAAAAAAAUCCAUAUUAUUCCCUGUGUAGUGUAGGAUAAUAUCAUAAAAAUUUUGACUUUUUAAGCACACGUGCUAAACUGUUCACUUUAAAUGCUUAUAUUUUCUGUAUGCAAAUGUUGAUUCAUACCAAAAUGCUUUUUUGCAUAGUUGUGUUUGACACAUGAAAACGGCUCGGGUUACGUAUGUAACUGUUGUUCACUGAGAAGGGAACGAGACGCUGCGUCUCCCUUGCCAUACUUCCUGCAUCCCUGUGUAACGCUGUCUUUGGCAAUAUUUCAGAUAGCGCUCCCGCGUCACCCUGUCUUUGUCAUUAAGCCUCACCAUUGGUUGAAUUUGAUAUACACAUUUACUGUAGAUGCACUUACCUCGAAAGGAAAUUGUAACAAUGUAUCUUAAAAGGUAACACAAUGUAACCUUGCUCUCACUUGAAAUGUGUCCCCACAUUUAGUCCUUGAUUUUGAGGGCACUGGACCUGGAAAGUCCUUGAAAGGUCCUUGAAUUUGAAGUUAACUAAGGUGUAGGAACCCUGUAUUUAAAAUGUAGAGUUACACGAUGCCAUACAAGGUAUCAUAAGGUUGCAUUAAGAACAUUUAACAUCUAAAGAACCUUUCUGUUUCACAAAAUAAAGUUUAGUCAGGAAUUGUGGUCACUUUAUAUUAAUGGUUUUAAUAGGGUUAAAUAGGUUUUUCUGCCCUCAGACCCUGUCCAGACCUUUGGGUCCACAGAUCUUCAGCAAAGAAGCUUCGGAUCUAAACAGUUGAGAUAUGCUGUACACUGCAUGCAUUUAAUGGCAUGAGUCAAUGCACUCUUUACCUGUAAUCUGUUUACACCCCUCGUAAGAUUUUUAAAGUCUCUUUUUCCCAUUUAAACAAGGUACCUCAUGAGACGCUUAGUACUCUAAAGCCGUAAUCAUCAAAAGAGUGGCGUUUCGGCAGUUUCCCGGUCUAUUGUCUGCCUGCACUGCAGACAGGAAUGAAGGGACAAAACCAAACAAAGAGUCCACGCCCAUCCGUAAACAGAGUCCAACCCCAAGACGCGACUAAAUGAACGAUUCAACAUUUACCAGGCUGAGUUGGCCUCCCUGGUGCUCUGAUGGUUUUAUGGUUCAGGAGGUGGGGACGUUGGAACAGUGGGGAGGUUUGUCCAUAAGUGUGCCCCCUCCCCAGGCUGUGCACCCUAGAUUCCCCAUCUUACCCACUUGUGUGUUCUUUAUAUCCAGUACCUGAGCCUACAUUUUGCCCCCUGGGCCACACUUUUGUGCUCCGGUCCUGUGUAAACAGAUGUGCACACUGUCAAACCUGUAGAGAGGAAGUUGUAAACUCGCAGGAAAGACAUCAGCCUCCAUUCUUAUGGACCUCACUCAGAGCAGGGCCGUGGGCAUACACAUGCUAAUGCAAGCAAACAGUCCCGGUUCGGACCUUGACUGUCUGAAGUUUGAGCAUGUUACAGCCAUGAAAUAUACACUGCAUGCUGCUAGCAAACAAGCAGACAUGCAACUGAAUGGCAAAAAGAAAAGGAGAGGAAAUAACAUUUUAGACAGGAUUUGACAUGAUGUUUGCAUAUGUUUGGGGCGUACUGACAGUGCACUUGUCUUUUUGAUCUACGGUGGUCCUCAUAAAGUAUUCGUAGAUUUACCCUAUGCCUAAAUGCAUGGAUUUUAUUGCAACAGAUUAUCAAAAAGUGGGUCUCCUGGAAUUUUAAGCACAAAGUGCACUUUUAUAGUUCUUUUUCACAUUUAAUUUAACUAAAAACUUGUGAUUUUGAUCAUUUUGUUAGGCUACCUAAUACAAUGACAUUAAUACUAUUCAAAGUGUCCAAAUACUUAUUGUUUUACAAAAAUUGUAAGCCGACACUUUUUUGAGUCCGAACUUGCAGAUAAGGCCUUUUAGUUUUGAGGUUAUAUUUUAUUACACCUUUUCCGAUAAUAUUUUCUUUCUGCGUCUGUUUGAUCUCUUUUUUAUUUCUAUGCAAGCAGUUAAGUGAACAAAAUAAGUAGCAUUAAAUCACUGGCUAUAGAGUCAGACAAUAACAGUAGGACUUUUUAUCAGUGUUGGACACACUUGUAUUGAUCCAUCUCCGGGCGAUUGAUGCCACAAAGUGAAUGUGAAAAUACUGACUUGUGCCAUUGACUGAAGUUAACACACUGAAGUAACCCAUAGAUUGCCAAAAAAUUGUAUUGUUCACAAAUUGCAAUUUGUGCUCUUGCUGGUGAAGUGGACAGCUUAAUGUACAGAGAGAUGCAAUUAAAAAUGUUAAACUAUGUGCAGCCAAAAAAAAUUGAUUUGUUACCUGUAUGUUUAACUUAACUAAAAUUCAAACAAAUUGCAAAACAGCUUUCUUAAAUGCACUAAAAUAAAAGUAUUUAAAAUUAAGGGUUUACCAUCUAAAAAAGAAAACAUUAAUUCUUUAUUUUUUCUUUAAUUUUCUGUGCUCUAAACCUAACAAGGAUUCAUAUAUUAUAAACUACAACCAAUUCCUUAAAAAAAUGGCUUUUUCUAACAUAUAUACUGCAAAAAGCAUUAAAUAACAUUUAUUUUAAUGAGAGCAUGCUAAAGAUUUGAUGCAACAGUGCUGUUCUUUUAUGCCAUUUGUCAGCAUGGGAACUUUUGUUUUGUUGGUCCAUUCGUAUUGAUUAAAAUAAUCGCAGGUUUAAAUACUGAACCCUCUCAGCCAAUCAAGAGAGGUCCUGUUAAACGCUUGUGUUCGCGCGUCUCCUUUAAUGGAUCUGUUAAAGAGCUGGAGCGCAGCGCACCUUCAUCCACUGACAUCUGAGCGCAUCGCAUCCGUCGACAAGCUGUUUUCACUUCACGUGUCUGCUUAACAAGACAUUAAUAUCAGAAAUACUUCUAGACUUUGGACAUGCUUGAAUAUAAAGAGUCAGGAAUGAAAACGACAUCAAGUCACAGGAUUUCUUUUUCAAUUAUUGACAUACUGGAUCCCCAAAAGUUCACAAGUAGAAAGACAGAAGCCUUAUUGGAGACAAAACGAGCAUCUUCUUUGGAAAACACAGAAUGUGGAAGUUUGGAGGAACAUGUCGCAAGCAAAGAAAGUCCUGGACACGGAGAAUCUCUUCACAUAAAUACAGGAGACCAUUCAACUGAAGAGCAUCAAAGAUGUGUUAGGCUGCAUCCUCCAGAUCCAAACACUGAGUCUGACUCAGUGACUGCUCUCGAAAGCUCGGGGUGUUCGUCUUGUGAAGAUCCAAAUGAAGCAUGCGAAGACAAAGUCAAUCCAGCAUCGGAUGAUCUGGCACGCCAGAGACGCCAGCGUCGAUCCGAUCAUCACAGUUGCGCGAAACCGCGCCGCGCCAGAACCGCGUUCACGUACGAGCAGCUGGUGGCCCUGGAAAACAAAUUCCGCGUUACGCGUUAUUUAUCCGUGUGUGAGCGACUGAACCUCGCAUUGUCCCUGAGCCUGACCGAAACACAAGUCAAGAUUUGGUUCCAGAACCGAAGAACCAAAUGGAAAAAGCAGAACCCUGGUGCUGAGAGCUCACUGCAAGCCGGAACGAACUCUCUGGCCAGCAUCAGCCCAACCUGUGGAUCCACAUCAGCGCUUCACCCUCCGUUCAGCACCGGGAAUGUUAUCUUUCAUUCUGCUGUACCGCUUGCGCCCUCCGGUGCGCUCUUGCAUCCGUUUUUGACCGAUAGCUUUUUGCAGCCUGCAUUUUUUACUCCACAUUUAUGAAGUGAAACGAAUGGCCGUAAACUACCUGUAAAUGUGCAUUUAUAAAGCGGAAUUUUAUAAAUGUGGAUUUAUAAAGCUUGUUUUAUAAUGUUUAUCGGGGCGGAUUUGGGUUUAAAUUUUAAUAUUGCAGCUUUAAUAUUAUUUAAUAGACUAUUAUAUUAUUUAAACGACUGUUUGUUUUUAUCGACAGUUUAGAGAACCACAAGAAAUUAUUUAUUUCAAAGAUCUGUUUACAUAUCUGUGUGAAAUAUAGAAUAAACAACUCUUGUAGAUGUAUAUGUAUAUACGUAAUUAAAUUGUGCCAGCAAAUAGAAUACUGUAAAUAAGUAGCUUUACAUUUUUUUAAAGAAUGCAUUGAAAGACAUUGGUGUGCAUUUUGGUAUGUAUAAACAUUUUAACGAGGUCAUUACUUUUAAUAAAAUCACACUGAAAUACAUUUUUAAGUGCUUUUUUUAAUCGAAAUAAACGUUUAUUUUUUCGUUGUACCAGUGCGUAAUUCAGGAGUUAGAGACCUAUUCGCGCUGAUUGGUUGGAUUACAUGACCAUGU